CUGGACGCGCUGGCCUUUCUACGCUUCUUGGCUUUUGCAUUUCUAGGCUUACCAGCGGUCCUCUUCAAAGGCGCCUUGUUUGCAUUUGGUCCGUCUUCUGUCGAUCCUGGACCUGAUGUAUUUGAUGUGCUUGGAAAGGAAAGGAGCCACUCAUCCUGUGGAGCUUCAAUAUUUUGUUGCUGUGCAUGCUAAUGCAAAGAAGAGGCAUUUUUCUGCAGGGCUGCAUUCUCCAGGACACUGAAACACACAAUGGAGGAUUCCGAAGAUUUCUCCCUUUGUGGUAAAGCGGCUGUCACCGAAGCCAAUCUGAGAGAUGAGUACUACUGGAAGCUCGUUGCAGACUUCAUUGGUCCUCAGUCUGGAGAAGAGUUAGAGCUCGAACAGGCACCAUGCAAGAACAGACUUUUGAUUCAAGUCGGACUAAUGAAAGAAGACAAUAAUUUCCCCUGGGUUGCCAUUGUAAAUUGGCUCCAGAAAAUCUUCCCCCGGCAUCGGUCGACUGACUUCCGCCGUUUGAUCGAAAGAAGCAUCGCAACAACAUUGAGUCUGGGAACAGACGCGAGGCUGGCCUUCCUGGAGUCAGACGUCAACUUUAACUUUGUUGGCCCGAUCUGUGACAGCAUCGGAGUGGAACGACAACAUCUUUUGGAAAUGAGGGAUUUUUCCGAGCGAGCGCAGUCAAUUGAGGUCACAAACGGAUUGAUUCUUGAGUUGUGCAACUUUAUCACCAGAGAGAAAGUCUCGCCAAUUGUUCUAGUUAGUUGGCUUAGAAACUUCAAUCCUGAGUUUUGUAAGAAUGGAAAUAUUCAGAAUGAAUUUAAAAUCCUGAGGCCCAGGAUAAAAAAGUUAAAACUGCAUUACCGCAAUCAUGAAACAAGGAGUCACAGGAGGAAUGCAGCGAUGGAAACUCUUCUUCAGAGUCCAUUUGAACUAGUGCAAAAAAAGGAGCCAAAAUUUAUUGUGAAGAAACGCAUGAGAAAAGAUGACGCCAUCAAUUAUGAAAAAGUUGUUGUCAAGGAGGAGUACGAGAUGUAUGAAAUCAUGCAAGAUGAGGAGUCUGAAAUGAACAGAGGAGUUGUAAAGAGAAUAAUAUUGAAAGAUGCCUCUGCACACGAAGAAAGUAAUGAGGAUUUGGAGAGCAGUGCAGACGAGACCACAGAUAACAAACAAGAGGCCCUGACUCUGCUUGACAUUGCAAUGCUGUCAGUCCAAAAGCUGUCCAGUGUGUACGGUGGGAAAACUGAAGCGUGCAAGCAAGUUUGCUUAGAUCUCCUCAAAAAUCAGUACGCUCUAACAUGCAAGGAGCAUCCAGCCAUGACCGAGUUUGAGAAAAAACUUGACACACUCUGUGAGGAAAUUUCACUUGUUUAUCCCGUGGUGUUUUUAAACCUCAACGCCAGUUUCCUCGUCGGGGUGCAUGACGCAGUGGAGCAGCAGAUCAUGAGUUUUGAAAAAGAGAUCAUUCUCACCACGGGAGAGAAACUGGGCCGCGACAAGCUCCCGAAAUUCAAGAACUUCGUGAAUUUCACAGAAAGUGCCACAUUGCGCUACAUCCACAUGGCUUGUGAUACCUUGAGCUCAAGCAACCCUGGCACAAAAAACUACAAGAAACACUGGCUAGCUUUCUGUGAGGAAAAGAAGAACCCAUCCAGGCUUGAAGUGAAUCAGUCAAAUCGAUUCAAGAACUACUUUGAAGCCGCAGCGGGUCUUAUCCACCAUCACAAAGAGAUGGCUCUAUUCUUCUCUGAUUUGUUGUCAAUGAGCAACGACGAAUGCCCCAACAUCCUUCUGGAGUGUGUCGACGCUGAUGCUAAAGACCCUGUGAUUCAGAGCCUUGUGUGUGUUCUGGCCAUUGUUUACUGCAAGAUCCUCGGCCCUUACUGGCAGCUCCUGAAAAGCGGAGGAGAGUACUCGCUCUUCAGCCAGUACUUACUCGGCCUCUACCAGAAGUUCCUCGACUGGUCCAAAGAUCCGUCAACUCUGCUGGAACCUGAAGGGGACACAAAUGUUUUCCUGCAGUCCCCCAUGCAGGAGAAAACUUUCGAUGGGGUUUUUCAUUUCUGUGGCCAGUGGCACACAAACAGGGAUAUGAUCAGAGCUUGUUUAAAGAGGGUUAUAAAGGUGAUUGCUGCUGUCACGGAUGAACACCUAAAUGAUUUCCUGCCAGGGGGGACCUUUUCUAAAGUCCCUUCAAAAGAAUUGAGCUCCCAACUCGUAAGUUGCACCUUCUCUGUCUUGAUGGCGGAGUAUCCCUUCAGCCAUGUUGAGCCUAACAAGGCGAAAAAGCCUGCCAAGUCCUCCAAACGCUCCUCACGGAAAAACCAUGAUAGCUCUCAGGAAUGGGAUGACAGAUUUGGAUCAUCUGACGGCAGCUCUGAUGAAGUUCCCAAAAGGCCACCUAAAAAGAAACCCCAUGCUGCCUUAACAGAUGCCUACAGUCCGCCAAUGAAGAAAUGUCACAGCGGUCAAACAGAACAGGAAGCAAAAAAGAGCGAAGAGAUUGAGGAGAACAUGGACAGGGAUUACGUAAUCGCUACAGUGAUGAAACACGGAGGGCCGUGCAAGACGCAGCAGGACGUCGACAAAAUGAUGCUGCGCUUCGAUGGAAAACCCCGAGCGGAGAAACGGGAAGCAGUCCGUUGUGAGAUACUGUAUCAGAAAAUGAUUCUGAACAACACAGACCCAAACCUGUACUGUACGUACCAAAACAGCACACAGAUGGUGUUGAAGCUGAAGCUCUCUCUCCCUCGUGUUAAACCCGGGUACUCUCUUGUUUUGGCGCCUAAAAAGACAAAACCAAAACCUGUGUUCACAGAGGAACUGGAUCCUGUGAUCGGUUUGGAGUGAAAAAAGCUGCACAUGAUUCUAGAAAGUGAGAUAGGGGGAUGAUUGCGUUAACAUGUGACUUUCUCAUUUGAUUUUUUUUUACAUUUGCAGACUAAGCAGAAAUACACACAAUGACCUCAAUCUUUCCUGAAAACAUAUUGUAAGAUUCUGUAUAUACCAGAAGCAGCUUAUAUGUGUGUUACAUGCUAUGUUAACUCCAAUAGCUGAAAUUAUAUCAAUUCUUUAUAUGAUGAAUUUGCAUUUUUCUAUAUUGUAAGACCUCUUUCAAGAAAGUGUUUUUUGUUGCUGAGGAGAAAACUUUUUGUACCCAUUUUGAUCAUGCAGAUAUCAGACUAAAAUUAUGUUGCAUAACCACUGACAAAAUAAACACCUUUUGUUCAUA
Centropristis striata (black sea bass) is the source of this 3229-nucleotide messenger RNA. RefSeq lists its product as uncharacterized. The coding region runs from base 250 to 2847 and encodes 865 amino acids. Gene Ontology annotation, molecular function: 3'-5'-RNA exonuclease activity. The record is from RefSeq and is a predicted model, not a curated record. The transcript is spliced from 4 exons. NCBI's taxonomy places the organism in Eukaryota, Metazoa, Chordata, Actinopteri, Perciformes, Serranidae.